Prorocentrum cordatum is the source of this 2016-nucleotide messenger RNA. NCBI's taxonomy places the organism in Eukaryota, Dinophyceae, Prorocentrales, Prorocentraceae. The record is from the annotation of a GenBank genome assembly.
AUGGCGGGCGCCGGGCCGCCGGAGGCUGCGAUCGGCCGCUGGGCCAGCCCCGCCCCCCCCGUGGGCCCGGGCGGUGGCGCCUGCCGAGCGGCGCGGCAGGAGGCGCGGCCGGCCGCCUCGGGUCGCCGCGCCCGCGCGCCCUGGAGCCCGAGGGGCGAGCCCGGCCUAGCCGGGACGGCCGAGCGCGUCGAGGCGGGGAGCCCCUCGGGGGCGCCGCCGCGGAGCUCCGCCGCGUUCUCCGCGGCGCUCGAGGCGGGCGAGGGCCACGACGACGCCAGGCUGCGGUGCUUGCAGACGCUCCCCGACACCAUGCGCGAGGCCACGCUCCGGUCUCCGCUGGACGCCGGCCUCGUGUACUGCGGUCCGAUAGAUGCCUCUGUCUGCCUGGCAGUGGAGGUCGCGCUGGCCACUCCGCCGCGCAAGGCGCCGACCCUGCUGCCCGGCCCUCCCGGCGCUCUGCGCCUCGGCGGCCCCCUCUCGUUCGUCCAGUCCUUCUUCUCGCUGCCAGCGGCCCACUGGUGCGCCUGCCUGGUGCUGCGCGGCCUGGCCGGGAACCCUGCAGGCAGCCCGGCCUCCUCGGCAGCCCCAGCGGCCUCUGGGGCUGCCACGCGGCACUGGCGCUGCGCGGCUCAGCCUGGCCUGCUGCUGCUGCUCCAUGUUGAACUCGACGAGGCGAUCACUGCAUAUCAUUCCGCGACCUGGAGGCGGUACGCUUUGCACUUCUACAUCGUCUGGAUGUCCAGUGGUUGGAUAUUCGGAACUUGGGCAGCAAUCUGCCCCGUUUCAGUUUCAGUUUUUCACAUCGUCUGGCUUCACAUCGUCUGGCCAAUGCAGCGCUGUUUGAAGCACGAUGUCCACGAAGGCCCCGAGAAUUUCACCGAGUCAGGAGGCGCCCACGAGGCGCCCGCGGCCGGCGGGCGCCGGGCGGGCACGAGGCGACCGCGGGGCGCCCGCGGGCGGGCACCGGCCGGGCCCCGGGCCAAGUCCCGCCAUUGUCGCGCGGCGCACGAGGUGCCCGCGGAGCUGUCUGCCGAUGGCCUCUGCCAGAAGCGCGAGGCCUCGUCCGAGAUGGACAGCGACGUGGGCACCGCGGACAGGACGGAGAGCACCGCGGCCCUCGACGAGCUCAGCGAGCGCGAGGAGAUCCACCAUAAGGAGGCGCAGGGUGGCCCCCCGCCGCGCUCCCGCGCCGCCUCUGCCGGCGAGGGCGGCCUCCGCGCGGGGCUGCCGCUGGUCUGGCUGAGGCGAGAGCCCGACGCCCGGGAGGCGGAGGGGGCCUUCGACGGGACGCCGGUCCGGCGCACGCAGCCCGACGCUCGCGAGGCGGAGGGGGCCUUCUGCGGGACGCCGGUCGGGGGCGCUCUGCCGCCGGUGCCGCCCCCGUUCCCGGCCUUCCGCGGGGCCGCGGGCGUGGUGGUUCCCAACUGCGUGCCCUUCGUCUUCGCCAGGGGCGUGCUCGCCACGGCAUCGUGCCUCCCGGGCGCCGCCCCGCCCGCGGCGGCGGCGGCGGACCCCAGGACCGCCAGCGCGCCGCCCGUGCCGCCCCCGCGGGGCCCGUGGCCGCAGGCCGCAGCCGCAGCCUGGGCGGCCUGCGUCCCGCCGCCGCCCGCGCAGCCUCCGCUGCCGCUGCCCGGGGUCCCGCGGCGCGAGUCGGCUCUGGGCUCGUGGCCCGCCCCGCCCGCGGCGGGGCCGGGCGCGGCCGCGCCGCCGGGGCCGCUGCCCAGCGCGGGCUCCGCCCUGCACGCGCUGGGCCUGUGCAAGCCGUGCGCCUUUGUGCACACCAAGGUGAACACAGGGGCUCCCACGAGGGCGCGAAGUUAUUCGCGCUUCGCGCCUCGCGGUCCUCGUUCCUUCUCCCCCUCCUCCUCGUCCUCCUUUUCUCCCUUCUGGGGGGCGGCGCGAGGGCGCGAGGUUUUUUCGCGCUUCGCGCUUCGCACUUCGCGGAGCGCGAAGCGCGGAGUUGGGAGCCCUAAGUUAAGUCGGGCGUGUCCCCCUACAGGAGGAAUUCAGAGAUAG